UGCCCUGUCAUUUUGACAGCUGUCGACUGUCAAAAGAGUGCCAAGUUCCUGGUUGUCUUGUAUUUUCCUCGCUUUAUUUAAUAAUUUUACUGGCAUAAAAUAACAUAAACCCUUUAUUGGAAUAGUAAAUAAUGUAAUUUAGCUAAAUCGGGUCAGUUUGUGCAAAAUGUCGGAGCAACUGAAAGUCGGUCAGAAAGUCAAAGUGACCGGUAAAGACGUCCAGGGGGUUAUUGCGUUCAUCGGCCCCACGAGCUUUGCGGCCGACACAUGGAUCGGUCUCAAGCUGGACGAGCCCAAGGGUAAGAACAACGGGAGUGUUCAGGGGGUUGAAUACUUCAAGUGCGAGGACAAGCACGGGCUGUUUGUGAAGCCGUCGCAGGUGAUCCCCCUCGACGAGCAUGGCAAGCCGCUCCGGGACGCCGGAGAGGAGACCCCCAAGGCUCGGGCCAGGCCUAGCAGCGUCGGUACAAAACCCAAACCUACAACAGUGCGUCGUAAGUCGUCGCCUCAAAAACGACCGCCUUCUCUAUCUGCCUCAAGUUCUCGCUUGUCACUGGCCAGUAGCCGGCAGUCUUUGGCCGAUAGCCGCCAGUCACUGUCCGGCAGCCGCCAAUCGCUUGCAGGAAGUCGCCAAUCCCUUAUGGGGAGUCGCAGUCACUUGGCCUCACCGAUUGUUGAAAAGUCAGAUGCGGGGGAUCACCCGAGCCAAAUCCCCAAACGGGCCUCGUUUAUUGAGACCGGCUUUGUGGAAACCCUCAAUCCACAAUUCACACCAGGCCAAGUGAUCACGACCACACCGACUCCAAUUACCUCCGUUGACGAGAAGAUUAACGUAAUCCAGCUGCAACAAGAGAUCGAAAAUCGCAACCAACAAAUACGCGAUCUGGGCGAGAAGUUGGAAACUUUGAAAAUUAAGCGCCAGGAGGACAAGGAGAAGUUGAAGGAGUUGGAUAAAUUGAAAAUCCAGUUGGAGCAAUUGGUUGAAUUCAAGACGAAAAUUAUGGAAGUGCAGGCGAGUUUGCAGAGGGAGGUGCAAAGGGCCAAGCAGGAGGCGAAAGAAGCGGUCGAGGCCAAGGAGGCGCACGCUGAGGAAGUGGCCGACUUGGCCGAAGCCGUCGAAAUGGCCACCCUUGACAAGGAAAUGGCGGAGGAAAAGGCAGAAACCUUGCAGCUGGAAUUGGAAGUGUGCAAAGAGAAGUUGGAAGAGGUGACGCUCGACCUGAAAAUUCUCAAAACGGAGAUGCAAGAACGUGCUGGUGGAACUUCAGCAAGUGGGGAAGAAGCCGUUUCCACCUACGAAGUGAAACAACUCCAGCAGCAAAAUGCCCGACUUCGGGAAACUCUAGUCAGGUUGAGGGAUCUCUCAGCUCACGACAAACACGAAUAUCAGAAACUUCUAAAAGACAUCGACCAGAAGAAAUCCGAAAUUGUCGAGUUGGGGAAAACGAAGGAAAAGUUGAGUGCCAGGGUUGAAGAAAUGGAGCAACAAGUUGCCGAUCUUCAAGAACAGGUCGAUGCGGCGAUGGGCGCCGAAGAAAUGGUCGUAAUCCUCGGCGAGCAGAAGCUCACCCUGGAGGAGAAAGUGGCCCAACUCCUCGAAGAAGUCGCCGAACUGGAAGCCCUCCAAGACAUGAACGACCAACUGGUCGAAAGCAACGCCGAGCUGGAAGCCGAACUGCGCGAAGACCUCGACAUGGCCCGAAUGGCCGCCAAACAGGCGAUGCGCGACCGCGACGCCGCCUUGGAAACAAUAGCCGACCGCGAAGCCACUCUCAACAAAUUCCGCGAACUCGUCCAAAAACUCCAAGAGCAGUCGCUGCAGCUGCAAAGUCGGCUCGAAACCGAGUCGAGCAAACCCGUCUCAGCUCUGCCCGAAAUCGUCGACUUCACGAAAAUGUUCAACGAGACGAAGGCCCACACCAAAGCUAUCGACUUGGAGCUGAGACGCGUUGAAAUCCAACAGCUGCAAAGCCACAUCAAGUUCUUGACCUCUUACAUGCCGGAUUCGUUCAUGAACCGCGGCGGGGAUUACGACGCUGUGCUGGUGCUGCUGCUGGUCUUGCGGAUGAUUCAGAAGACGGAGAUUCUGAUCGGGCAGAUCAAGGACAAGUUUCCGGGGGUUGAUAAGAUUGAUAGGGCGGCGAUUUUGAAAGGGCAUGCUGUGGAGCAGUUCUCGUUCAGGUGCAGGGCUUCGUUCUAUAUUUAUGCCCUACAGUCGAUUUUGCACCAGUAUUACUAUGCGUUAAAUACGUGUAAAACAGAGGCACUUCUCAAAGUCGGAGCUACGUAUCCUGAGAUGGCUUCCUACGAGAAAAUCAUUGAUGGGUUCAUUGAAUUGGUGAAACGCGAUCAACUGGACGAGAAUGUACCGACUGAAGCACUCGAAAAAUGUGUUGGAUAUUUCAAUACACUGUUUCCUGUGCUUCUAGGACCGGAAAAUCGCCUCAAUCACACGCAAUUGUUGGUCGACAAUGUUAAAAGUUUAACGUCGGCGUGUGACGGCUUUAAUAACGAUUCUAUCGUCAUCAGAAACUUGAUUGAGACUGCCAAUGUUGGUGACAUCGGAUUGUUAGCCCAACACGUCAUAACAACAUCUGAACAGUUGCAACAACAACUAAAACUGAUAAAACGCCGCCUUCCGCCCGACUCGAACGUUGCCAACAUCGGUUUGAACAAGGAAGUUUUUGAGAACUUGUACCAGUGUUACCAACAUUGCGGUCGCAUCAUAAAAACAUUGCAAGACAUCGUCAAGAACUCAGUCCAGUUGAUGACAUCGAGCGGAGAACUGGAAAAAGGACUCCCACAGGACAAAAUCAAAGAAAUCGCCUUGAAUGCCAGCGAUAAGAUCUACGAACAGGACGACUUAGGUCCAGUGCAAAGUAUUAAAAAUUCGCUGAGCUUCAUAGUCACUCAGACGACGCAAAUUGCGCAGUUUUUGCAAGAUAACGAGUACGAAAUUGCGACGGCUAAUAAAAACGAGGAGAAGCCCAUACCUCCGAUCCAAAUUCGGGCCGAUGCUGUGAAAAAAGAGCUCGAACAAACGAAAACUUUGACGAGCAAAUUGGAGAACAAAGAGUCCGAUAUUAAAGAGUUGCGUAAAGCACUCAAAGAGAAACAAGAGCAAUUAUCCGAAAUGACCAUACGGAAGGAAUUAGCUGAGAAAAAGUUGGGUAACGUCAAUAAAGAUUACGAGUUGACGAUUGAAAAGCUGCAAAGGAAGCUGGAAGAGGCGCACAAUAACUACAAAAAGAAGGAGAAGGAGUUCGAGGAGACUUUAGACCAUCUCCAGACCGAUAUCGAUUCGCUCGAGAAUGAAAAAGGCGAAAUGAAGGAGAAGUUAAAACUGCUCUCGAAGAAAACACAAAUGGAGUUGUCAACUUCAAGAAGCGCGUCCGGUUCCCAAUUAUCCGCCCAACAAUCUCUAGGUCCAAGUCUCCCAGCUGUGGUCAAAGACUCGCCCUUGCUCCUGCAAGAAAUUGAGAGUCUCCGGAAGCUGUUUCACCAAGAACGCAACGAGAGAAUCAAACUCGAAAAUGAGAAAAUCAAAAAGGAGUUGGACAGUUUGGCUCCCUUGCCCUCGUUCAAGACCACACCGGACGAAGUUUUGGAUAAAUUAUUCAAAGAGGGGGCGUUACUUAAACAGGAAAUUUUGAUGAGUUUGGCUAAACCGAAGUUCCCGCAAAUUUACAAAGUCAAGCCGGGGAAUGGGCCAGCUGCUUGGAAGAAACAUUUCGCUGAGGAAAACGACAAGUUGAUGGAUCUCAACAGGCGAGCGCGCGAGUUCCAGACGAAGGUAGCCAAUGAGAUUAUCAAGCGGAAGAUGGGGGGGAGGGUAGAAGCGGAUUUCGCAGUUUUUCCCACGAUUGAGAUGGUUAAGGCAUUGAGUGAGAGUAAGCCGGUGAAUAUCGGCUACGUGAAAAUCCCGAAGAGCUACUUGCCGAAGGGGGAGAAGCCUCGGAUCGUUGACUUGGAGUUGGACUUUAUCAACUUGCAGAAGAUCCUGCAGUCGCUAUCGUGUUAACUUAUUUUCUAUAACUGUAAUAAAUUGAAUUAAUUGGU
This is a messenger RNA of Tribolium castaneum (red flour beetle), 4059 nucleotides long. It is a transcript of the gene DCTN1-p150, whose product is annotated as Dynactin 1, p150 subunit. Gene Ontology annotation, biological process: nuclear migration; establishment of mitotic spindle orientation; cytoplasmic microtubule organization. Bases 167 to 4021 code for a protein of 1284 amino acids. The record is from RefSeq and is a predicted model, not a curated record. Gene Ontology annotation, cellular component: nucleus; microtubule associated complex; cytoplasm. NCBI's taxonomy places the organism in Eukaryota, Metazoa, Arthropoda, Insecta, Coleoptera, Tenebrionidae. The transcript has 12 exons. Gene Ontology annotation, molecular function: microtubule plus-end binding.